Messenger RNA from Seriola aureovittata, 2375 nucleotides. RefSeq names its product NKD inhibitor of WNT signaling pathway 2b (gene nkd2b). Bases 241 to 1623 code for a protein of 460 amino acids. Gene Ontology annotation, cellular component: cytoplasm. The record is from RefSeq and is a predicted model, not a curated record. The transcript is spliced from 10 exons. Lineage: Eukaryota; Metazoa; Chordata; Actinopteri; Carangiformes; Carangidae. Gene Ontology annotation, molecular function: calcium ion binding. Gene Ontology annotation, biological process: negative regulation of Wnt signaling pathway.
UCUGGAGACAGACAGUAGAGCGCGCCUCGUCUCACACUGACCGCUUUACACACUUAUCUCGUUUCUGCACAGAGACAACUGAUGCUUCAAUGAAGAGGCGAUUUAAUCACCCGCCUUUGGAUGAAGUUGGAGUUUUCUUCUUGCAAAACAAACACAAUGUGACCAUGUUGAGUCAGUGACUGUUUUAUCCUUGGCGGAUUUCGGAGUACCUUUAUUGAUCCAGGGAAGAGGGACUUAAGAAUGGGCAAACUUCAGUCAAAACAUGCGUGUAAGCGCAGAGAAAACCCUGAAGGAGACAGUUUUGUUGUGAACGCCUUCCUCCGGAGAGGGAUGGAGGAGUGUGAGAGGUACAGCGCGACAGAUCACAAGCUGAAGCACAUGCAGGAGUUUCCACAUGGUGAGCUGAAGGACAGACAAUUCACAGAUCAACACUGUCCCCUAGAGGUGGUUCUCCCUCCUGAGAAGGCUGAGGGCUGUGAAAGCUACCUGCAGUAUCUGCACUCAGAGGACGGGGAGAGAGAGAUACUUAGAGAUGCCACCAAAGCCCCUGGGAAGAAGCGCAUCAGCCUGGAUGACUUGGAGUGUGAUGUGUCUGUGGAGGACGACAACCGUCAGGAGUGGAUCUUCACCCUUUAUGACUUCGACAACAGCGGGAAAGUUACAAAGGAGGACAUGUCCAGCCUGAUGCACACCAUCUAUGACGUGGUGGAUGCCUCUGUGAAUCACUCCUGCCACAACAAGAGCAAGACUCUGCGUGUCAAACUGACUGUCACUCCAGAGCCGAGGUGCCACAGAAGAGAAACAGGGACAGAUCGCAGCCACCAGGAGGAGGGGCGCUCAGCUGACAAACGUAUGUCCUCAUACAUCAGCAGCAGAGGGCAGAACAACGAGGCGCCGGCCGCUGAGGGUCAGCAUUACUGCGUGGAUGAGAACACAGAGAGGAGGAAUCACUACCUGGACCUGGCUGGUAUAGAGAACUACACCUCCAGAUUUGAAGGAACGACCCCUGCCUUCCCUCCCCAGGAGCCUCACGGUCGCAGCUCCCAGAGCCAGAGCCAGAGCCGCUCCCGCUCCCAGGAACCAGAAACCCAAGUUAUUCACCAGCGCCGUUCGCAGAUCAUCAGCGAUAGCUACAACCCCACAGAGUCUCGAAGCAAGGGCGCGCAAUUCCUUAAGUCGCCCAAAGGAAACUACAAGGGAAGCGGAGGGAAUAACGGGGGUGGCAAAUCCACUAAAUGUCACGGCUACCACCCCCCUCUGCAAACUAUGCUGCACAGUGGCAGCGCAGCGGGCCACGGAGGUCAGGAUGUGUACCACUUGCCGCACCAAGCCCAGCCUUCCGGCCACCACCAGCACCCGUUGCAAUACAGUCACAGCAAGCGCCUGAGGGCCAAAGCCAGAGAAGCCAUGUCCCCGUCCAAAACCCCGCUGUCCCCUCAGUCCCACCCCCAGCAGCAGCAGCAGCCCCCUGUGCCCUCUGCACUGCCAAGCCUGGAGAGAGAGCAGGCGUCUGGCCCUCCUGGGAGCCCGGGGUUUGUGGUUCCUGUGGUCCAACGCCACGAGCACCACCAUCACCACGAACACCACCACCACCACCACUACCACCAUUACCAUCAGACAUGACCGCCCUCAGUGUGCAGUGACUGAAACUGUACAGGACCAACCACAACCAACCACACCAGUCUGAAGGACUUAACGUCAUCCCACGGGAGUGUCUCAUGCUCUGUCCAGGAUCCUUUUACUCUCCUCUUGCAAGCUAUACAGAUAUAUCCCGAGAGUAGAUGUACUGAGGAAUGGCGCAGUGUGAUGGCAGAUGAUAUUGGACCGAGAGGAUAUUUUUCUGAGGUUAUUGUGUAACAAAAAAGAUGCGUGGCACAGCUUUGAAGUGUUUGAUUUUCAGCUGGGACCGCUGCGAUCGUUACCCGUUUUCAGUCAGGGUACAGAUACCAGUAAGAAACAGAUCAAAGGACUCUUGACCUAACAUCCUCUCUCUCUCUCUCACUCUUGAUGCUGUUGGUUGAAGUCCCAGGAAGCUAUAAAUCAGAGUAGGUGUGUUGUUCUGUGUGAGACCUUUCCAAAACAUGGAUCUCAGGUGUAAAGGUGCUGCUGCUCUCAAGCUUUUCACAGAGGCUUCCUCCUCUGGGAGGCCUGAUGUGGACUGAGGGGUUUCCUGUUUGGGGAGGGAGUAUAAAAUCACCACUGCCAGUUUUAAUGCAAAAAUAUCUUGCUAUAUGUAUAAAAAAAUUCUAUAUAUGUAAACACAUUUUAUUGUAUAAUUAUUAUACUGUAUAUGCAUAUUUCAUCAUGGAUAUAAUUAUGCAUAUAUGUAUUUUGUCUUUUAUAUAUUUUAAUAAACGUUAUAUAGUUCAUUUACA